GUUUUUAAAAACUUCGAAUUUCUUUAUGCGUUGUUGUAAUCUGAAAAGUAUUCUCUAGAUAGCUUAUUCGGUAUAAACAACUUGCUGAGAUAUAUUUAAUAUCAACUAUUAUAAUAUUUCAAGAAUCUAUAGUCAUUGACUCGUGUCUUUGUCUCAAAAAAGAAAAGAAAAAGACCUUGUAAAAGCCGCGGAUACUUUAUAAGAAAAAUAGACGACUAGUUCCCUAGCUGUUCCUUUUCGAAUACAUUUCACCGGUCGUUUAAUUGAUGCAUUCAUCAAAGUUAUUAAUUUCGACUUUGUUAAAUGUGAAUACCUCAGAAGCACGCCAAACCAGAAAUAUGUAUGGGUUCAACGAGUUUUACAUACACAUAAUCUGUAUUAUCAACAAACCAUUAAUUAUGGCUCUCUUCUUUUUGACUACUUUACAAGAGCGUUUCUUAUACGAACUACAUGAGCACAGAUUUCCCUUGCAAAUCGUGUGAAUAAAAGAAAAACAAGAAUACAGCUACACUCCCAGUUUCAAAAAUGCUGUAAUUUCCUUUGCUUACGAAUAGUUUCAUUGAAAGGGUAAAAGAACUCAGUGUACUCUGCAAGCAAUCCUUUCCUUGUUCCGUGCAUCCUUUGUGCCACUAGCUUAAAUUUAUUUUUUUAUAGUGCUUAAACUAGGAAGAAGUAUCAAGAUUUUUUUUUUGAAAUUGACAGAAAGGUAGCAUUUUUCACGAUGGUUUAUUCAGUGGCAUUCUGUGACAUCUCUAUUCUUUCCUUACCACCAAAAAUUGC
Molecule: messenger RNA, 780 nt
Organism: Schizosaccharomyces octosporus yFS286
Lineage: Eukaryota; Fungi; Ascomycota; Schizosaccharomycetes; Schizosaccharomycetales; Schizosaccharomycetaceae
Exons: 1
Coding region: 267-482 (71 amino acids)
Source: RefSeq, a predicted model, not a curated record